AUGGGGGGGCUCGGCCCGGUUUUCCUCCAAAGAUGGGGUUUCCGGGAAUUGUCACUCUGCACCCUGAUGAAGUUUGUUGAGUUGGAGGCGCGGUAUCCAUUGAUCAAAGUGGAGUGGAAGGGGACUUUAACUUUUCCUCGGGAGCUUCUUAAGGUGGUGGUUGAUGGCUUACUUCCCUUAACUGAAGACGCUUCACUCCUGAUCUCUCGCUUUCAAGAAUAUAUGGAGUAUGAUGACGUUCGGUACUUUGUCAUGAAGGCGGUCACUGAAAGCAUUGGACAAGUCAUGCAGAAGACAAAAGAGAGGCCGCUGCCGUUUUACCAGCAGAAUGUAUUUUCCCUCAUUUCGCCCAUUAACAUGCCAAACAAGGAGUGUGACAUGGUCAAAUUUAUGGUGAAGCAAGAUAACUGGGAGGAGUUGAAAGUGUCGAAGCUGCAGGCACAUAAGCAGGCGUUUCAAAAAAUGUGGCUCACUUUUUUAAAGCACAAGCUACCCACUGGCCUUUACAAAAAAGUUCUUGUCAUUCUGCAUGACUCCAUCCUGCCCUAUAUGAAUGAACCCACCCUCAUGAUAGACUUCCUGACAGUGGCCUAUGGCAUAGGUGGAGCAAUCAGUCUUCUAGCCUUGAAUGGAUUAUUUAUUCUGAUUCAUCAGCAUAAUCUGGAAUAUCCUGCCUUUUACAAAAAGCUGUACAGUCUUUUAGACCCUUCUAUAUAUCACGUGAAGUACCGAGCCCGCUUUUUCCAUUUGCUUGAUCUGUUUUUGUCUUCAUCUCACUUGCCGGCGUACCUGGUGGCAGCAUUCAUCAAGCGUCUCUCCCGGCUGGCCCUCACUGCUCCUCCCGAGGCUCUGCUCAUGGUCAUUCCCUUCAUCUGUAAUCUCUUUCGGAGGCACCCCGCCUGCAAAGUGCUAGUGCACAGGCCCAGCGGGCCAGAGGAUAUGUCAGAAGAUCCAUACAUUAUGGAGGAGGAGGAGCCAUCUGAAAGCAGGGCUUUGGAGAGCUCUCUCUGGGAGAUGCAGUCUCUACAAAACCAUUAUCACCCCGAGGUGGCCAAGGCAGCUGCUGUCCUGAAUCAGUCGCUGUCUGAAAUGGAGGAUGACAUAUCAGGGCUCCUGGAGCUCUCAGCUUAUGAGCUUUUUGAUAAAGAAGUAAAGAAAAAGGCCGUUGAUGUGCCCCUGGAGUUUGAGCAAGUGCGAGGUUUGUUUGGGAAGAAAAAUGAUAUCUUUGCAGAGCACUUCGCUUUAGAUUGACAUGAUCUCUUAUAAAGACAUCUGCACAACUGACUGAUCUUAGGGACGUGAACAAAGCUCACGUGUUGUGCCUCAGCAAUUCUGCCUUUGAAGUAUCUCCAUGUGAUGAGAGCGGGACUGCUUGAGAAGGGUGCAGCCUUCUUCAGUGACCUUUGCCGCUACCCAUGGAUGGACUUUCCUUUGUUGCUCCUUGUUUCUAACGCUUGCAUGUUGCCACCUGAUAUUUGGGAGGGAUUUUCCAUCAAAGCAAGUUUUUCUGGAUUUGUUCAUUGCUG
Opisthocomus hoazin is the source of this 1526-nucleotide messenger RNA. The record is from RefSeq and is a predicted model, not a curated record. Lineage: Eukaryota; Metazoa; Chordata; Aves; Opisthocomiformes; Opisthocomidae.